Folsomia candida is the source of this 2274-nucleotide messenger RNA. RefSeq names its product carbonic anhydrase 2. Lineage: Eukaryota; Metazoa; Arthropoda; Collembola; Entomobryomorpha; Isotomidae. The record is from RefSeq and is a predicted model, not a curated record. Gene Ontology annotation, molecular function: zinc ion binding; carbonate dehydratase activity. The transcript has 13 exons. The coding region runs from base 559 to 1632 and encodes 357 amino acids.
GAGUCGUAAGUUGCGAUACAACAGAGUCCACUUGAAACAAGAAUCCAGUCCACUUUUGUGCCAUCAUCGCUUGGAGCAAAGUAGUGGUUGAACAGUUUAAGUUUGUUGAAUGAAGGGGAAUUGAGACUGGAAAGCAGGCGAGACUUGUUCGUGCAGAGUCAGUUCAACUCCAAGGCUGGGAUUCAACGGAUCGUUAUUUCAUGGAAGCACAAACGACGCCCUUCUUAUCCAUCUAAUCAAGAAGUGCAGGGCAGCCACAUCCACCGUCAUCUCAGGAGAGAGAUCACAAAAUUAUAUAGACCUCAGCAGCUGAGAUUGCUUCAAUCCUGACUAGUCUCCCUUUUCAACGAGAAGAUUUGCAGGUGAAAGCAAAGAAAAAGGCACUUUUCACAUAAUCUCACUGCUCGAACUGCUUCCGACCAGCUCUGAAAAAGUACGUACAGAUUGUGAUUUCUGCUGGAGAAAUACGAUAUACAUCUACUCUCAGGAAGUGUGAAACCGAGGCAAUUUGAGACACAUAGUUAAAGAACAAGUUUCCAGUCAUCGCUAUUCUGGAAAAUGGAGUCGAAGCUAGUAUUUGCUACAACUCUGGUUCUCAUCUUCUGUGCCAAAUCUUCACUAGCCGGACCACACGGUGACCACCCGUGGUGUUAUAACACUCCAGCGUGCGAUUCUAAGACAUGGUCCGGUAUGUGCCAUACCGGAAAAGUACAGUCGCCAGUGGAUUUCAACACGGAAAACAUUUCGGAAAACCGGACCCAAGUUAGACUACGAUUCAAUCAAGCCUAUUUCGAUGUCCAAAAUCGUUUUUAUGCAAAGAACAACGGGCACACUCUUCAAGUGCAGUUGGAGCAAGACUUAAGUUCAAAAUUGGUUAUGGACGGAGAUGGGUUAAAAGGAAAUUACGUAUUUUCUCAGUUUCAUUUUCAUUGGGGUUCCACUGACGACAAAGGAUCUGAGCAUACUGUGGGUGGGAAAUCAUACCCUCUCGAGUUGCACUUGGUUCAUUACAAUGACAUGUUCAAAGGCUUAGGGGAUGCUGUAGGGUCUAAAAACCACCGAGCUCUAGCAGUGUUUGGAAUAUUUUUUAAGAUUUCGCCUAAUGAUAACUGGGCCCUAAAGCCAAUUAUUGAAGCCAUUGCUGGAUCGCAGAAUGUGCAAGAGGAAGCGUCAUUAAUUCACCGACCACUCAACAUUUCUUCUUUCUUCCCAGAUGAACUUGACUUGUUUCGCUACUACGGAUCUUUGACAACACCGUCUUGCUUUGAAAUUGUUCACUGGAAUGUGUUUAAGAAACCUGUACCCAUCUCUAAAGCCCAGCUUCAAGCUUUCCGAAGCAUAAAGGACAGUCAUGGGGACAAUUUGGUGGACAAUUUCAGGCCCACGUUACCACUUGCCGGCCGAAGAGUUACGGAGUAUGAAGUGGUUGAGUUGGAUCUGAAACCAUCGAAGACGGCUGAAGACGCCAGGAAGCCAAUGCCUGAUGCAGAUUAUGAAGAAGUCAUGAAUGUGCUGGACCCUAAGACGACGUCUUCUCAUGGGAAAAAGAGCUCCGCUGCGGCACCACGCACAAACUUCCUACUUUUGGGACUCUUAUCCGGUGUGGUACUUUUCUUCCCGAAGCUCAAGUAAUCACCGGCUGCAGAAUUCUAUUUUAAAAUUAGUGUAUAUAAUUGAUGUUACCAUUACAUUUUAAACAAAGCGUCAGUUUGCAUGCACUACCGAAAAAUCUUACUAUCACGUGACCUAACCAUGCUAUAUAGCUUUUCAGAAAUGCAUGCACAUGUUUUACUUAUUUCUAGUUUAUCAAAACCGAUGAAUUCCAGGCCUGUCAUGCAGGAAUGCAUUUAAGCGCUUUAUUGUCAAUAUAUUUAUUUGACACUGUUACCAUUUGACAAAAUAUUUUGAGAUUAUCCAUUUUAAAUUAUAUACUAUAUAGUAAUACUAGCUUCUCGAUAGGAUAAUACAUGUACGUAGUAUUUGGGAUAGUAGUGCGACAAAUGUUGAUCUACAUAAUUUAUACGCAAUCAAAAAUUGUGUUACUUUUAAAUGCCAUUAUUUUUGUCAAUGUCUAGUCAUGACUAUGUAGAUUUCCUAUGAUCCAUACGGGUCAACUAAUGUGGGGAUGAAUGAAUGUAUCAAAAGUUCGUAAUAAAUGCAUUGAUUUGUAUUUUGACGAUGAUCGCCACUUAUGGCAAACGUCUUUAGUUUGGUGUCUGCGUUGACUGAUGAUAUUAAAUUUGUUAAAGAAUAAAAAUGUGCGUAUAAAUUUAA